GAGAGGUACCUGUCCCUCCAGAAGGAGAGCGAACGCAUGCCCCAGGCGCGCUUCGGCCAGAGAGGCUGCGCGCUCAAGAAGAUCUUCGAGGAGAGUGUGCAGGAGAUUAAGCAGUUCGCCGUGCGAGAGGAUGACGUUUGGGUCGUCACGCCCCCGAAAUGUGGAACAACGUGGACUGGAGAGAUGGUGUGGCUUCUUGUGCACGACUUGGAUUACAAGACGGCAAAGGAACAUAACUUAAAGAUAAGAUUUCCAUACAUGGAAUUCAGUCGUACCAAAGGAAGCAAAACAAGAAAAGAGAACGUAAAUGGCUUAGACACAGUCCACCAAGCUGCUAAUAUUUCGUCACCACGCUGUAUUCAGAGCCACUUGCCGAAAGAUCUUCUUCCAGAUGAAUUAUGGACGAAAAGGCCCAAGAUCAUCUAUGUAGCUCGGGAACCAAAGGAUACUGCUGUCUCAUUCUUCUAUUUCAACCAACUUAUUUACGAAUUUCGUGGAGAUAAGGAAUUCUUUUUUAAAUGCUUUUAUGAAGAUAUUGUGCGAUACGCGCCAUUUUGGGAACACGUGCUGGAUUUCUGGAAACUUAAGGACGAACCGCAUAUUCUCUUUAACACAUACGAGGAAAUGAAAACGAAUCUUCCUUCCGUGAUACGACGAACAGCCAAGUUUUUGGGGAAAGAUAUAACCGAGGAACAAGUAUUGCGCCUUGCGGAACAUUUGGAUUUUAAACAAAUGAAGUUGAAUCGUUCCGUGAAUCUGGAGGAGGAAUUAUCGAUAAUGCGAGAAGAUGGGAAAAUAACUGAAGAGCAAAAGUUCAUUCGUAAGGGCGUAGUUGGGGAAGGCCGCCGAGAGAUGUCGCUCGAAAUGGCGGCGCUAUUUGACGAACGCACGCGGCGGGUGUUCAACAAACACAUCGGCUGCCCUUGGAACAUUUGAGCAUGUUUUCUGCUGGCAGUACUCUUUCUUUUCUGUUGUAAGCAUAGUGUUAUGGACAGUAGCAGCCCCAUUAUGAUUGUAAAGACUGUCUUUCUGGUAUUAUAUUCAGUUGACCGCAAGACCUGACCUACUCCGUAUGGAUUUGUGAAGUGGAGCACUUCAAAAAAUGAAUCUCAAAUUUUCGUCGACACUAGCCUAUUUUUAAUGUUUCUCGGAGACAAAAUAAUAAUUUUUUUAAAUGUUAAUUUAAGUAAAGAUAUAAAUUAUUUA
Gryllus bimaculatus (two-spotted cricket) is the source of this 1206-nucleotide messenger RNA. The record is from the annotation of a GenBank genome assembly. Lineage: Eukaryota; Metazoa; Arthropoda; Insecta; Orthoptera; Gryllidae.